CAGAGGCAGAGGCGUGGAAAGACCACUCUUUGGUGUUCCUUGUGAAAUCCGUCUCCACCAACACAAAAGGGAGGGGAGUAGUUGGGUGGGGGACUCAAGCUGGGGUGUCAGUGUCCCAAGCAUAUUCUGAUACCUAGGAGGUGUCACUAACUCUUGAAACACCUAAGAUUUCAUAGUAGGAGGGACCCCCGGGUUCACUGCCUCUCUCUGAAGGCCUCAGAGACCUUUCUGAGCAUCUGUCUCUCUUUGCCCCUCUGUUCCUUCCAGAGACCAUGUGCCCAGGCUGAACCUCUGGGCAGAUGGAUUCUUCCCAGGCCUGAGAGGAACUGUAGGAAUUCUCAUGUCCCCUUUCUCUCCCACACUUCUCUAGCCCUGUGUCAAGAAGUCCCAAGCAAUUUAUACCCCUCUUUCUGCAAUUCCCACUGGGCUCAAGCCCAGGAGGAGAGAGAGCUGGCCUCAGCUUCCUUUCUUUUUGAGCUACCAAAGCCUCCGUGGGAGAGACUCUUCCUCCCCGGUUUCUCAGGAAACUGUGGCUAAAUUAUGCCUGGCUUUGGGUAGAGGGGGCCAGGGUGUGUGGAGUAAGGUGGGGUGAUGGUGCCUGGGACUUAGACAAGAAUGGGAUAGUGGUUGGUUCAGACUGCCUACUUUACCUAACAGCUAGAAUUGGGUGAGGAGAAGGCAGCUCAACUCCAAUCCUAGCGGAUUAGGGAGAUUAAAGUAAGAGAAGAGAAAGAUGUCCCAGAGACCAAGAGCUCCCAGGUCAGCCCUCUGGCUCCUGGCGCCCCCGCUAUUGCGGUGGGCACCCCCCCUCCUCACAGUGCUGCACAGUGACCUUUUCCAGGCCUUGCUGGACAUCCUGGACUAUUAUGAGGCCUCCAUCUCAGAGAGUCAGAAAUACCGCUACCAAGAUGAAGACACGCCCCCUCUGGAGCACAGCCCGGCCCACCUCCCGAACCAGGCCAAUUCUCCCCCUGUGAUUGUCAACACAGACACCCUAGAAGCCCCAGGAUAUGUGAACGGGACCGAGGGGGAGAUGGAAUACGAGGAGAUCACAUUGGAAAGGGGUAACUCAGGUCUGGGCUUCAGCAUCGCAGGUGGCACUGACAACCCACACAUCGGGGAUGACCCAUCCAUUUUCAUCACCAAGAUCAUUCCUGGCGGGGCUGCUGCCCAGGAUGGCCGCCUCAGGGUCAACGACAGCAUCCUGUUUGUAAAUGAAGUGGACGUGCGGGAGGUGACCCACUCAGCGGCGGUGGAGGCCCUCAAAGAGGCAGGCUCCAUCGUCCGUCUCUAUGUCAUGCGCCGGAAGCCCCCAGCUGAGAAGAUCAUGGAGAUCAAGCUCAUCAAGGGGCCUAAAGGUCUUGGCUUCAGCAUCGCAGGGGGCGUGGGAAACCAGCACAUCCCAGGCGAUAAUAGCAUCUAUGUAACAAAGAUCAUUGAAGGGGGUGCUGCCCACAAGGAUGGGAGGUUGCAGAUUGGAGACAAGAUUUUGGCGGUCAACAGUGUGGGGCUAGAGGAUGUCAUGCAUGAGGAUGCCGUGGCAGCCCUGAAGAACACGUAUGACGUUGUCUACCUAAAGGUGGCCAAGCCCAGCAAUGCCUACCUGAGUGACAGCUAUGCUCCCCCAGACAUCACAACCUCUUAUUCCCAGCAUCUGGACAACGAGAUCAGUCACAGCAGCUACCUGGGCACCGACUACCCCACAGCCAUGACCCCCACUUCUCCGCGGCGUUACUCCCCAGUGGCCAAGGACCUACUGGGGGAGGAAGACAUUCCCCGAGAACCGAGGCGAAUUGUGAUCCACCGGGGCUCCACAGGCCUGGGCUUCAACAUCGUGGGUGGCGAGGACGGUGAAGGCAUCUUCAUCUCCUUUAUCCUGGCCGGGGGCCCUGCAGACCUCAGUGGGGAGCUGCGGAAGGGGGACCAGAUCCUGUCGGUCAAUGGUGUUGACCUCCGCAAUGCCAGCCAUGAGCAGGCUGCCAUUGCCCUGAAGAAUGCGGGUCAGACAGUCACGAUCAUCGCUCAGUAUAAACCAGAAGAGUACAGCCGAUUUGAGGCCAAGAUCCACGACCUUCGGGAACAGCUCAUGAACAGCAGCCUGGGCUCAGGGACAGCCUCCCUGAGGAGCAAUCCCAAAAGGGGUUUCUACAUCAGGGCCCUGUUUGAUUAUGACAAGACCAAGGACUGCGGCUUCCUGAGUCAGGCCCUGAGCUUCCGCUUUGGAGACGUUCUGCAUGUAAUCGAUGCUAGUGAUGAGGAGUGGUGGCAGGCGCGGCGGGUCCACUCUGACAGUGAGACUGAUGACAUUGGCUUCAUCCCCAGUAAACGGCGGGUUGAGCGACGGGAGUGGUCAAGGUUAAAGGCCAAGGAUUGGGGCUCCAGCUCUGGAUCACAGGGUCGAGAAGAUUCGGUGCUGAGCUAUGAGACAGUGACGCAGAUGGAAGUGCACUAUGCUCGCCCCAUCAUCAUCCUUGGGCCCACCAAGGACCGCGCCAAUGACGAUCUUCUCUCCGAGUUCCCGGACAAGUUUGGAUCCUGUGUUCCCCAUACAACACGGCCCAAGCGGGAGUAUGAGAUAGAUGGCCGGGAUUACCACUUUGUGUCGUCUCGGGAGAAAAUGGAGAAGGACAUUCAGGCGCACAAGUUCAUCGAGGCCGGCCAGUACAACAGCCACCUCUAUGGGACCAGCGUCCAGUCCGUGCGAGAGGUGGCGGAGCAGGGGAAGCACUGCAUCCUCGAUGUCUCGGCCAAUGCCGUGCGGCGGCUGCAGGCGGCCCACUUGCACCCUAUCGCCAUCUUCAUCCGCCCCCGCUCCCUGGAGAAUGUGCUAGAGAUUAACAAGCGGAUCACAGAGGAGCAAGCCCGCAAAGCCUUCGACAGAGCCACCAAGCUGGAGCAGGAGUUCACAGAGUGCUUCUCAGCCAUCGUGGAGGGCGACAGCUUUGAGGAGAUCUACCACAAGGUGAAGCGUGUCAUCGAGGACCUCUCAGGCCCCUACAUCUGGGUCCCAGCCCGAGAGAGACUCUGAUUCCUGCCCUGGCUUGGCCUGGACUCGCCCUGCCUCCAUCACCCGGGCCCUUGGUCUGGACUGAAUUGCCCAAGCCCUUUGCACCCCCUGGCCUCCCUCCUAGUCCUUCUUAUUUAUUUCCUUUCUAACCAGAUCCAGCCCAUUGGAGGGGGGACGCUCCUCUGCAUGUAUCCCUGCACCCCAGACCUGGGCUUCUGAACCCCAGGAACCUGGAGUCUGGGGGGGAGCUGGGCUCCUGGUUCUGAGCCUUGCUCCUUAGGACCCCUACCCCUGCCCGCCCCCAACGCACACUGACCUACCGGGGGCCACCCGCCCUCUCCCAUCUUUUCCCACACACAUUCCAGAAGUCAGGGCCCCCCUCAAGGAGCACCCGCUGCAGGGAUGCAGGGCCACAGGCCUCUGCUCUCUCCUGAGGCAGGGGCUGGGGUCACUCCUGCCACCAUCAUGACUCCCCAUGUCCCUUGAUUUCUCAUUUAUUUUUUCGAUUUUUUUCUUUCUCAAAGGUGGUUUUUGGGGGGAUACGUAGGGGGACUCCACUGUGGGCCCCCUGCCUUCCACAUGCCCCCCACCUUUUUUCUUUGCUGGUUUGCAUGAGUGGAAGGUUUAACUGUGGCUUUUUUUUUUUCCUGGGAUAUUUUUUUUUGGGGAAAGGGGAGGGAUGGGUCUAGGGAGUGGGGAAUGUGGGAGGGGGGGGGCAGGGGUCGGGGUGUCUGGGAGCCAGGGGAAGACUGGAAAUGCUGCCGCCUUCUGCAAUUUAUUUAUUUAUUUUUUCUUUUGAGAGAGUGAAAGGAAGAGACAGAUACUUGAAA
This is a messenger RNA of Galeopterus variegatus (Sunda flying lemur), 3837 nucleotides long. It is a transcript of the gene DLG4, whose product is annotated as discs, large homolog 4 (Drosophila). Gene Ontology annotation, biological process: postsynaptic neurotransmitter receptor diffusion trapping; AMPA glutamate receptor clustering; chemical synaptic transmission. The coding region runs from base 734 to 3028 and encodes 764 amino acids. The record is from RefSeq and is a predicted model, not a curated record. Gene Ontology annotation, cellular component: neuromuscular junction; neuron projection; postsynaptic density membrane. Gene Ontology annotation, molecular function: kinase binding. The transcript has 22 exons. Lineage: Eukaryota; Metazoa; Chordata; Mammalia; Dermoptera; Cynocephalidae.